Messenger RNA from Copidosoma floridanum, 927 nucleotides. RefSeq lists its product as uncharacterized. NCBI's taxonomy places the organism in Eukaryota, Metazoa, Arthropoda, Insecta, Hymenoptera, Encyrtidae. The record is from RefSeq and is a predicted model, not a curated record.
AUGUUAAUGUUCUUAGUUGAUUUAAAAAAUAUAUUUUCAUUAUUUUCCUUCUCUGAUGAACUUGUGCUUCCUCCUACUCUCAACCUCGUAGUUGUCUCUGAUGAGAAGCCAUCACUACUGAUCCGACCUAUUUAUCAACAACACUGCAGUGUCAUAGGUGGUCGUGCUCUUCCUCUUAUCUGGGUGGCCGUUAACAUAAAGGAACCACAAGUAUUUGAAACAACCCCUUUGAUUAAUAAAAAUCAACCUUCUUCACCUCCUCUCUCAUUAACAUGUCAUAAAUCAAGUUUAAAGACAAGGUUUUGGAAGAAUGCUGAUCAUUUAACAAAUAAUACUAACAGUUAUGUUACUUCAGAUGUUAAAUUAUUAGAAACAAAAGUAAAUAAUAUUUCUACUGUAGAGUAUGACUCUUCAAGUUCUUCUUUUACACCUCCGCUGGAAAGUUUAUCAUGUAAAUAUCAAGACGAAAAUCCUGCACCAGAAAAUUUAAGUAUUCGUAAAUCAUCCAGAGCUCUAACUAAUUAUGAUGUGCAAUCAUGUAUUCUUAAUCCAGAGUACAUGGAACCAAACUGUUCAUCAACAAACUAUGGGAACUCUACUUUUAUGAGCCACUACUCACCAUUAUCAACACUUUAUGGUAUCAAUCCAAGUUCGUAUUACUGUAUACCAACAUCAUAUCGAAAUAUCUGUCAAGAAGCUUUUGAGCACCUACAUGGUGAGGAAAGAAGUAAAUUGGAUUCAGCAUACAACCUACCAAGCUACUCAUCGCAGAGCUGCAAUAGAUCACCAAUCGAUGUGUUGCAUAGAGUUUUUCCAAAAAAACGAAGAAACGAAAUAGAAAUCAUACUACAUCGUUCAAAAGGUAACGUCAUGAUAGUACUAAAUGGUUAUCAAAUAGUUUAUAAUCCAGUGAAUCUAGUCUUCUGA